Gymnogyps californianus (California condor) is the source of this 1182-nucleotide messenger RNA. It is a transcript of the gene PDLIM2, whose product is annotated as PDZ and LIM domain 2. The transcript is spliced from 9 exons. The record is from RefSeq and is a predicted model, not a curated record. Gene Ontology annotation, molecular function: actin binding; muscle alpha-actinin binding. Lineage: Eukaryota; Metazoa; Chordata; Aves; Accipitriformes; Cathartidae. Gene Ontology annotation, biological process: heart development; muscle structure development; actin cytoskeleton organization. Gene Ontology annotation, cellular component: filamentous actin; stress fiber; Z disc. Bases 1 to 1056 code for a protein of 351 amino acids.
AUGCCGGUGACAGUGACCCUGGCCGGCCCGGCCCCUUGGGGCUUCCGCAUCACCGGGGGAAGAGACUUUGGGAAGCCCAUCACCGUCUCCAAGGUGACGGAGCACGGGAAGGCGGCCGCCGGCGACCUCCGGCCGGGGGAUGUCAUCGUCGCCAUCAAUGGCGAGAGCGCUGCCGAGAUGCUCAACGUGGAGGCACAGAAUAAGAUCAAGCAGAGCCCUGGGCAGCUCCGGCUGCAGGUGGAGAGGUCCCCUGUGCCACCUCCCAGCCACGCCAACGGGGACGCCUCAUCGGAGAGGCUGGCCACACGCUUCCAGGACACGCUGCGGAUGCAGGAAGAGAGCCAGGGUGCACGGAGAGCCUCCUACUCCAGCCCGGCAUCCCUCAGCCCCCUGCCUGGCACCGGCAGCUCGCAGCCCCUGGAGCAGGAGUUCGCCUGUCCCAGCCUCCGCCAGGAGCGAGGAAGCCUGAGCCGCCAGAACAGCUCCCCGGGGUCUGUCCUGCCUCCACCCCACUGCCCACCCUCGCCGGGGCUCGGGGCCCUCCCAAACCCCUGGGAGACGUGCAGAGAGCGGCGCCGCUCUUCGCCCUCUCCCAGCUCCUGCAACAGCCUGGGCUCAGAGCCGGCCAUGCGGCGCUUGGAAGAGGAUUCGGAGGUCUACAAGAUGCUGCAGGAGAACCGGGAGCUGCGGGCAGCCCCGCGGCAGUCCAGCACCUUCCGCCUGCUGCAGGAGGCUCUGGAGGACGAAGGUGGAGCCGGCCCCGCAGCCCCCUUCCCCAGCCGGCUCUCACCCAGCGCCCGCAAGCCCGUGGCCGGCGUCCAGAAGCUGCACGUCUGCGAGAAGUGCGGCAGCACCAUCGCGACGCAGGCAGUGCGGAUCCAAGACGGCCGCUACCGGCACCCGUCCUGCUACGCCUGCGCCGACUGCAGCCUCAACCUGAAGAUGCGGGGCCACUUUUGGGUGGGCGACGAGCUCUACUGCGAGAAGCACGCCCGUCUGCGCUACCAGGGUGCCCAGGGGGGGCCCGCCACCCCUCCUGUCUCCCCCCACUCCUGAGCCCCAGGCGCCGGCAUGGUGCGAUGGGGAGCUCACCGCCUGCAUCCCUCUGUGUCCCGGGGAGCAGCGCGCACCUCAUCCCCCCCGGGACGCCCCGCCAGCCCCACUGCUUUGGUAGGGUCGGGG